This is a messenger RNA of Betta splendens (Siamese fighting fish), 10894 nucleotides long. Its product is annotated as plasma membrane calcium-transporting ATPase 1-like. The coding region runs from base 575 to 4177 and encodes 1200 amino acids. Gene Ontology annotation, molecular function: P-type calcium transporter activity; ATP binding; ATP hydrolysis activity. The transcript is spliced from 23 exons. The record is from RefSeq and is a predicted model, not a curated record. Lineage: Eukaryota; Metazoa; Chordata; Actinopteri; Anabantiformes; Osphronemidae. Gene Ontology annotation, biological process: calcium ion transmembrane transport; regulation of cytosolic calcium ion concentration. Gene Ontology annotation, cellular component: intracellular membrane-bounded organelle; membrane.
AUCUAGCCAGGAAAGGACGCAGGUCCGGGCGUUGGGUUUUCUCGCUGGUCCCGUUUGAACGUGUCGGACCCCCCCCACCCCUCCCUCCCAGUCCCACCCACCGCUCUGCAACACAAACACACCAGCCAGUCGUCGCCCAGGCUGCUGGAUCCGCCGUCGUGAAUCAUAGCCUUUCCCCGCUCUGCUUUUCAUUUCCGGAAAUAGAGAGACGCGGAGUUUCUUCUUUCCCCCCGCAUGGAUUGACUUGUGGCGGUUUCUGGACCCGCUUCGUUUUCCUCCCCCGAGGCUGCAGACGUCACGCGCGACCGCGGUUCGCCCGAAAACGCGCUUUAGCGUGUGAACAAAGAGCCGCCACCGACCCGUUCCCCGCACCCGGCCUGUCAAUCAUCGCGCUCCACUGCGGUUGUCAAGUUGGAGCCGCGCUGGGAAAUGGACAAACCCCUCUGAAGUGAAGACGCUGCAGCGACCACAGCACGAGCGCCGCGCGAGGACCCCGACUCAAGAACGGCAAACCUGCGAAUCACUCGAAUGAAAAGCAUUUGACCCAGGCUGACUCUGACUUAAGAGCAACAACAUGGCAGACUUUGAAAUGACUCUGGCUGACCUUCGCAGCCUGAUGGAGAUGAGAAAUGGUGAGGCAGUGAAUAAGAUACGUCACACAUACGGAGACGUACAUGCGAUCUGUCAACGCCUGAAGACCUCACCUGUUGAAGGACUGUCUGGUAACCCUGACGAUCUUCAGAAGCGUCGUACGGUGUUUGGACAGAACUUCAUUCCUCCCAAAAAGCCCAAAACAUUUCUGCAGCUUGUGUGGGAGGCUCUGCAGGACGUCACGCUUAUUAUCCUUGAAAUAGCUGCCAUCAUCUCUCUGGGCCUCUCCUUCUACCAUCCACCUGGGGGUGACAGCGAAGCAUGUGGCCAGGCUUCAGGUGGCGUCGAGGACGAGGGCGAGUCCCAGGCUGGCUGGAUUGAGGGCGCCGCCAUUUUAUUUUCAGUUAUCAUUGUGGUGCUGGUGACGGCCUUCAAUGACUGGUCCAAGGAGAAGCAGUUCCGUGGGCUGCAGAGCCGCAUUGAGCAGGAACAGAAGUUCACAGUCAUCCGAAAAGGCCAGGUCAUCCAGAUCCCUGUGGCCGAGAUCGUGGUGGGAGACAUUGCUCAGAUCAAAUACGGAGACCUGCUGCCUGCUGAUGGCAUCCUGAUUCAAGGCAAUGACCUAAAGAUUGAUGAGAGCUCCUUGACUGGAGAAUCCGACCAGGUCCGCAAGUCUCAGGAUAAGGACCCCAUGCUGCUGUCUGGAACCCAUGUGAUGGAAGGGUCAGGCAGGAUGUUGGUCUCUGCUGUUGGCCUCAACUCCCAAACUGGCAUCAUCUUCUCUUUGCUGGGGGCCGGUGAGAACGAUGAAGAGAAGAAGGUCAAGAAAAGUAAAAAACAAGGACCCCCCGAAAAUCGCAACAAAGCCAAGACCCAGGAUGGCAUUGCCCUGGAGAUCCAGCCACUGAAGAGCGAGGAGGCCGCCGAGUCAGAGGAGAAGGAGGAGAAAGAGGAGGCCAAGCCGGUUAAGAAGGUCAAUGUGACUAAGAAGGAGAAGUCAGUGCUGCAGGGCAAGCUGACCAGACUAGCUGUGCAGAUUGGGAAGGCUGGUCUAAUCAUGUCAGCCGUGACGGUCAUCAUCCUCAUUCUCUACUUUGUGAUCGACACCUUUGCGGUGCAGGGUCGCCCCUGGUUGGCUGAGUGCACCCCCAUCUACAUCCAGUAUUUUGUCAAGUUCUUUAUCAUCGGUGUGACAGUUCUGGUAGUUGCUGUUCCCGAGGGGCUGCCGCUUGCCGUCACCAUCUCUCUGGCCUACUCUGUCAAAAAAAUGAUGAAGGACAACAACCUGGUGCGUCACCUGGAUGCCUGUGAGACCAUGGGCAAUGCCACUGCCAUCUGCUCAGACAAGACGGGCACGCUGACCUUGAACCGAAUGACAGUGGUACAAGCGUACAUUGGCGACAAACACUACAAGACUGUGCCCUCACCAGAUGCCAUCAAAGCAGAAACUCUGGAAACGUUGGUCAAUAGCAUCUCCAUCAACUCAGCAUACACCACCAAGAUCCUGCCUCCAGAGAAAGAAGGCGGUCUGCCCCGCCAUGUGGGCAACAAGACCGAGUGCGCUUUGCUCGGCUUAGUGCUGGAGCUGAAGAGGGACUAUCAGCCAGUAAGGGACGAGGUGCCCGAAGAAAAACUCUACAAGGUUUACACCUUUAACUCCUCUCGCAAGUCUAUGAGCACAGUCCUGAAGAAUGCCGAUGGAGGCUUCCGCAUGUACAGCAAAGGAGCCUCAGAGAUAAUCCUAAGGAAAUGCUCCCGUAUCUUGGACGCCCAGGGCCAGCCCCGCACCUUCAAGCCCAAGGAUCGUGAUGAGAUGGUGCGUAAGGUGAUUGAGCCCAUGGCGUGUGACGGGCUGAGGACCAUCUGCGUGGCCUACAGGGAAUUUCCUGUUGAAGCUGGGGAGCCUGACUGGGACAAUGAGAACGAAAUCCUCAAUGAACUCACCUGCAUUGCUGUGGUCGGCAUCGAAGACCCCGUCAGGCCUGAGGUGCCCGAGGCUAUCGCUAAGUGCCGGCGUGCAGGUAUCACUGUACGUAUGGUUACUGGAGACAACAUCAACACUGCCCGUGCCAUCGCAGCCAAGUGUGGCAUCCUCAUGCCUGAGGAGGAGUUCCUGUGUCUGGAGGGAAAAGAAUUCAACCAGCAGAUCAGAAACGACAAGGGAGAGGUGGAACAAGAGCGUCUGGACAAGAUUUGGCCCAAACUGCGGGUAUUGGCUCGUUCCUCACCGACAGACAAACACACUCUGGUUAAAGGCAUUAUUGACAGCACUGUGGGAGAAACCAGGCAGGUGGUGGCAGUGACGGGAGACGGCACCAACGACGGUCCUGCCCUCAAGAAGGCUGACGUUGGCUUUGCGAUGGGAAUUGCUGGCACAGACGUGGCAAAGGAGGCCUCUGACAUCAUCCUCACUGAUGACAACUUCACCAGCAUCGUUAAGGCCGUCAUGUGGGGGAGGAACGUCUACGACAGCAUCUCAAAGUUCCUGCAGUUCCAGCUAACCGUCAACGUGGUGGCAGUGAUCGUGGCGUUCACCGGCGCUUGCAUCACACAGGAUUCCCCUUUGAAGGCUGUCCAGAUGCUGUGGGUGAACCUCAUAAUGGACACUCUGGCCUCUCUUGCUCUGGCCACUGAGCCGCCUACUGAGUCUCUGCUUUUACGUAAACCUUACGGUCGCGACAAGCCGCUCAUCUCCAGGACAAUGAUGAAGAACAUCCUGGGCCACGCUGUGUACCAGCUUGUCAUCAUCUUCACUCUGCUUUUUGCUGGUGAAAAGUUUUUCGACAUCGAUAGUGGCCGCAACACUCCCCUGCACGCACCUCCAUCAGAGCACUACACCAUCGUGUUCAACGUGUUUGUCAUGAUGCAGCUUUUUAAUGAAGUCAAUGCCAGAAAGAUCCACGGAGAGAGGAACGUGUUCGAGGGCAUCUAUAGGAACCUCAUCUUCUGCAGUGUUGUACUCGGGACCUUUGUCCUGCAGAUCAUCAUUGUUCAGUUUGGAGGGAAGCCCUUCUCCUGUACAGCUCUGAGCAUCGACCAGUGGCUGUGGUGUGUGUUCAUCGGUGUGGGAGAGCUGCUGUGGGGACAGUUGGUCACAACCAUUCCCACCCACCACCUGAAAUUCCUGAAGGAGGCAGGACACGGCAUCACAAAGGAGGAGAUUCACGAGGAGGAGCUGGCAGAGGGUGCGGACGAGAUCGACCAUGCUGAGAUGGAGCUGAGGAGAGGCCAGAUCCUCUGGUUUAGAGGAUUGAACCGCAUUCAGACACAGAUGGAUGUGGUCUAUACCUUCCAGACAGGCCAGGCGGCGGUGCCUGGUGCCCUGCGCCGCCAGCCGUCCGUUGUCAGCCAGCACAAUGACAUUAAGGUGGUGAACGCGUUCCGUAGCUCCCUGUUCGUGGGGCUGGAGAGCCCAGAGUCCCGUAGCUCCAUCCAUAGCUUCAUGUCCCAUCCUGAGUUUGUCCCUCUGUCUGAGGAGGAGGCUAACAACCCUCCGCUCAAGGAAAUCGGAGUCAAGCCUGAGAUCUUCCACGACGCCUCCUCUGAGUCCCCCAGCACCGCCCCCUCGGUCAAGCCAUCCAUCUGAGCUCCUCCUCCCUCCUCUUUAUUGAAAUCCCAUGUCCUCCUUACCAACUGAACUGUCACACUGAGGAGCGAGGUCAUCACUCUGCUCAUCCCUUCAUUCUGCACACACACAUGCUUCGCAGCGUCUCCACCCCUUCAGUCAUUCCUGCCACGUUCUGUUUCUCAUGCUGACUGUGGCAUUGCUCUGCCUGUAAGUUUGCCCCUCCACCACCACCACCACCACCACCACCACACACGAAUUAAUCAGGGUGGAGCCCGAGUCUCCGCUGUGGAAGGCCUGUCCUCGUCUAUCCAUGUAUAUUUUUUACUUGAUGAUCCUUUUAAAAAGCUUUUAACCUGUGUUGGGUUAAAUCCUUGCAGAACUCACAGCAGCAUGUCGUGUUCUGUACUCGCUUCAUUCCUGUGUAACGCUCUCUCAAACGGCACAGAACUUUUCAAAGAGUGCAGUGAUUCUCAUGUACAUAUGUUGCCGCUCUUCUACACAGCUAACAGCUGGAUUUGGUGUUCAACGGUUUUUUAGGUAAAAUGCAAAGGUUUUACCGGUUUUUCUUUUUUUUUUUUUGUUUUCUAGAUGUUCAGCCUUUGUUUGUUCUUAAAAUCUCAAAAGAAUGUUAAAUGGUUGAUUCAGACUCCUGAGAAUGUCUUGUGAGUGUGACACUACAGUCUUCAACGUUCAGCUGUUAAAAGGUAGUUUUUCCCUUUACCGUGUCUGUAUGUGUGGGUUUUUUUAGCUGCUUCGUUGCAUGUUGAAGGACAGAAUGUUUACUACCCACAGUUAUCGACCACGCCGGCAUAUACUCACUUAGGGCUCGCUUUGUGCUCAGUAGGGGUCUGACCUCAUCUCAUCCUUCUGGUUCUCUGCGCCCCUUCCCUCGCUCGGCCACUGUGUGUGGUUCAACCCCCUCCUCCCCCACUAAAAUCCAUGCUACGUAGUGUUGAAUUGCAUGAUAACUUAGGAAUGAUUAUAAGCGACUCCCCUAGAGGCCCCUGUGUGUUUCGUCUGCAGCAGCAUCUGUUCAGAAAACCGUGAGCUUCCUGUCUGUGGAACACGUUCUCCCACAACAGACUCAUCCAUACUGGGCUAAAGGAGGAAGCUGCAGCAGGGCAGUUAACGCCCUGUUACACUUGCUGGUAACAUAGUGGGUGUCUGGCGUGUACAGUCGAUGUGCUUCUAGGUUUCGUGGAUCGUAUUUCACCCAAACGUACCUGCUUUUGUUUGGCCACGAGCAGCAGGGAUUUAGGCUCAGACGCUGUAGCUCAGUGUCUUUAGCAAAGGUUGCAGCUCAGUUGGGAUCAGACACCUCUCUGGAACUUCUGUCACUGUGUAGUUGUGCACUGCAAGUCUGCACCAACACAUUACUACAGCUACAUUCUUUCUCAGCCAUGACCAUCACACUGUGAGGCGACUCCUGCUAACCUCUGCUCCAAAACCUAAACUGCAUAAUUUGUCUAUUUGGUCCAUUAUUGAGCUUCAGAGGUUCGUUGGCACAAGACUGAACACGAGACCGUACCUUAACAGUUUCCCUCGACAAGCCUCGCACCUUGUCCUGGAGGAUCCUGAAGUGUUUCAUGCCUGAGUUGAUGUAUAGUCCCUGCAUUGUGUCUAGAAUAUAAACUCUCCGUGAGGGAUUCGUGAGGUGCCUUGAUCAUCCACGUAAUUAUAGAAACACAGUUUUACAGUGAAUAAAGGUGUUAAAUCAAAGUUGGCUUUGUAUUCUGUCUGACUUUUAACCAAUCUGACUGAACUGAACUGAUGUUAACAGGAAGCUUGGCUCGUUUUUAUCUCUGAAUUUUACUACUUUAGCUUGAACAAGUCAUUUUAAACAUCUAUUACUAGCUUUAUGUUGGAUCUGAAUGUACAGGAGCGGUGACUGCAGUAUACAGAAGUCUGUUUUGGGUCGGAGUGCAGGAAGUUAUUGGAUUUCUGAACAGAGUCUGGACCAGACAGUCUGUCUGCGUAAGACAAAUCUUAGAACCACUUCUGAUGUCCCCUUGUUUGUCACGUCCUAUAAACAAGAACAGCGUGUGACAUGGCUCAGCCAGCAGCAGAGUAGGUGUUCCACCGUCACCGUCAUCACUCGCCUGCGCGGCUGUGUUUGAUUGACAGGCGCCGGCGCGCCGGCCGUGCUGACGUACGUCUGUGGCGGACUGAGCCUGUAGAGGUGUCCUCACUGUGUCCCUGCUGCUGCUCAGCACUUCCUGCUGCCGCUGUCUACAGAUAACCGUCUUAGAAGAAGGAGUCAUCUCUCAAUCAGAUGAAGCAGAAGCAGCGUGUGUCUAAUCCCUUCUUAGUGCGACCAGCAGCCUCCAACCUAUGAGCUAGGACGCUAUAUUGAAGUAAUGCGCUACUACUGCCAUAUUCCCAACCUUUGGUCACGACUAGUUUCUUCCUCUCCCCUCUGAUGAGCUUUUUCUAUGUAACUCAGAGCCAUAUUUUAUAGGUUGUCUGUAUUGUUUUUUAACUCAUUGUUAUUGAGGUUUCCUUUGGACUUCCUCACCUAUGACUCCCAGACCCCCACCCCCCGGCCCUCGACUCCCAACGCGACCAAAAAGCAAAGAGGAAAAUCUUCAGACGUCACUGCCGAACCAAGUUUAAAGGACCUCUACAAUGUUUACAUGAAAAGCGAGUGGGUGGCAGUUUGCCUGCGCUUCUCUCAUCCGACCACUUCCCUGUCACUCCCUUGCUUUCCUGAAUCUUAGAGUUACUAUUUAACUAAAUAGGGAAUCUUUCUUGCAUGGUUUUCAUAUAAAAUUCAAUGUUUUGCUCAUUUUUUACAAUUCUUCUGUAUUUUUAUAUUAAGUACUUUUUAAUAUUUUGGAGAUAUAUGAAUAUAUAUGUAUAGGCUGAAGAGUUUGGUGACAGUACAGUAUAUGAAUGAGAUGAAUCUACCGUGGACUGUCUUUUUACAGCUCUCUAAAUAUUUAUGCCACGUGUGUCGUCACCUAAUGCGAGGGCUCAGAAACAUGCAGUGACUUGUUUACUUCCUGUUGGCCGAUCAAUUGGAGUCUCAACAAGUAGUCUCAUCAGCCCCUUGACAUCAGUAUAUUCACUUUAUCUAAGCUGUUGUGACACUACACGCUAUGUGAUUUCUUUUGUUUUUAUUUUUUUAUUCCAGCUCCAUUAGAGUUCAGCAAAUGCUACAUGGUUACAGCUAACUGUGUCAAACAUUAAAUGGGAGUAUAGAGUUAUUUAUCCAACCUCUGGAUUUCUUUGUUUCUGUACUUGGAACUUGCUACGACUGAUUUCUUGGAGUGAGUGGGUUGAUGCUGUUUCCAACUGGCUGGUGUCCGAGCUGAUGCCUCAGAGCUGUGUCCCGCCUCAGGCCGCGCCUCCUCCACGUCUGUCCGUAAUCGCGCUGCGUCGCCUCAGACCAAAAACCCACAAAGCAACAGGCGACCAAAGUUGAGUCAAGGCCGACACUGAAAGCUUUGUUUGUCCUGUGAUUGGUAGAAGCUGAUUGGACUUCAUCAGCGGGAGCUUUUCAACCAAAGCUCAAAAAUUAUGUCACCAUUUCUGCAUUGUUAGGACUUUUUCGCCCCAAAAAUACUUUUUACAGAAGUCAGAGUUAAUCUUCAGUUUUAUUUAGUCUUCACACACACUACAGGGGAGGGGGCCUUCUAGCCGUGACUAGGGCCCCAGAUACGCUGUGUCAGGCCCUGAACAGAAGGUUGUCACUUGAACCCAGGCCAAAGUGAGACGUGCUCCGUACCUCAUCUUAAUGCGGCGGCAGAGCCUGCGUCGGGACACAGACGCAGCAGUAGAUGUCAUCCACCUUUUAUUUCAAACACAUUUCCCACUAACAGAGCAGGACUGUUGAGGCCACUCACUUCCUGCCGCGUGUCCAUUGGCUGUCGGUGAGACACGCCCUCCUAACGAUGAUGCGUUUCCUGUUUGUUGUGUUCACCUGCUGAAUGUGACAGAACAGCUGUGCUCUUACAGUCAGUACAAUGUAAAUAUUGUGAAAUACGUGAAUGAAGUGUAUCCGCUGUCUGUGCCGGUGACAGGAAGUGGGAGAGGGGGCAAUCAGCCAGUUAUCACCCAGCAAAGCUUUAAGACCGUUCUGCCAAAGCUGAUCUCCUUUUGCUUUUCUUCUUCCUCCUUCACGAGUCACGUAACCCCUGGAUCCGAUUGCCCCCCUGCUCAUCUGUUGGACUGGUUGCCUUCACAUCUCAUGCCAGGUGCACAGUCAGACCUGAGCAGCACUCCUGCUCACAGACGUGACACGAGCCGAGUCUGGACAAGGUUCCACAGCCUGUUUUUAGUUACCUGAAGCUUCACUUUUGGAGAAUUUAAAGAUCCAUUUCGCGAGCGUUUCUCAUUCAGACUUCCGUGUGGAGAAGGAACUGGCUUCAGGUCAUCGUUGCAUUUUGACUGUGUUGCUUCCUCUUCAGAGCACUGCCUUUCUCAGAACAGCUUCCUGUCAUGGGAUCCUAGAACAUCUUUGGAGAACCUGGACACACUUCAACGUUCACAAAGAAAAAAUGGUCUAAACGUACUGGAAAUAUCAGUUGGAAAAGUCAUAACUACUUAACAUAUAUAUCUAUAUAUUUAUAGAUGUGUCUAUGUAUUUAUAUCUAGUAUGUAUGUAGAUACAUGAUAGAUAUAAGUACAUAGAUAUAUAUAUAUAUACAGUUUCUCAGUUGAACAUCUUUGCAAAAAAGACUGAAAAAGAUUUGUUUUCUGUAAUUACUAUGAUACACAGUAAUAGGCGUUGGUGUUAUUUUUGUAUAAACAUAAUAUCAUCUAUGUGGCAUGCAUGACAUAUAUACAAAAUUUGGUGGUUUAAAGCAAUAUGUCCAACCUGGUGCGAUUGGUUCUGUCGUGUUCUGUGUAGCCUAAAGCCACUCUGUACGAAAAGAGAAAAAACGGAAAAAAAGAGGAACUGCAUUUGGGUAAACUAGGCGUUCAGUAUCCGUGUUCUAUGUUCCGUGUUCUGCAUGUUUUCGUAUGGAAUGAAACAUCCCCAGUGUUGACUCGUUUUCCAGAUUAGUCUCACGUGAAGCAUGACACAGACUCAUGUAGUUGCACUGUGAGGUGAAACACACUGAGGAAGUAAAGUUGUGUGACUUCUAAUGGAUGGUGAUGGAUGGAGGUUGUGUGUUUUUGUUUUUUCAUGUCCUGCCAUUGUCUCAUUUACCCACCAGUAAAGUUACUAGCAGCUACGUCUCCACUGUUUCAUCCUCAUGUCCCACAAACACAAAGCCACUCAGCGUUUCCUGAACCCAUCGCCGUCUGUGCAGUGAGAGGAGGAGGGAGACUGAUGUUCAGCAUGUGCUUCAGGCCGUCAUUAUCAGCCAGCUUCCCUCUGCUGGCGGCUCCGAAGGGACUGGGAACAAUGGAGUCACUCACCUGUGAAACGUCUGUUUACGUUGGAGCCUGGCUGAAACGCCCGUCCCAUAGACAAGUGUGCUUUAACCUAUCACUGUUUGUAGCAGCAAUAACUUUUUGAUCAAUGUAUAAAAAAAAUCAACCUCAACGAAAUCUUUAGUGAUGGUAAAGUGUUGUAUUCAACCUCGUCACAGCUUUAUUUGUUUAGUGGGAACUUUAUAGAACACACUAGAAAAUCUUAGUGAACAAACCGACCCAGCGGUUUAUUUAAAUCAGGUUUAUUAAGAAAACGCCCAACGUUAGGAUCAGCCGGGCUCUAAUUCAUGUGAGCUGUGUUGUGUUGUUGUGUUGACAUGCGUUGUGUUCAGACAAACAUUUAGAACUAAGAAAAUUAAAGCAGUUUACUGUGGACGCACACAUCCAGACAAACCCCGACGUCGUGUUUUAACGCUUUAGUGAUACAAAACUGUGGCAUAUUAAUCACAACAUGUAAACAGGAGUAUUUGCAUUAACACUUAUGGACGCUGAUAUUUAGUUUUAAUCAUGAAUGAGUGCAGUAAAUGUUCAACAGACACUGAACAUUCAGUAAACGGUCGUUAUUAAGUCGGACGCAAACAUGUGUUUUCCUUUGUGGGUGACGUUUUAUACAAAAUCUUCAACUGUUUAAUAUGAUUUGAAUGAAUAAUCAAACGCUCCUCCUGCCCUCAGCUACACUGUGUUUAGGCUUCAUCUGAUCACUCAUACUUUACUGAUGACUCGGCCGCGUGUUGCUGAGGCGCUGAUCUGACCACAGAUCAGUCGCUGUGCAGAUGUAGAGCCUCAAACGUCCUGUGCUUCCCUGUGUGUGUGUGUGUGUGUGUGUGUGUGUGUGUGUGCGUGUGCGCUUCUGGCUCUGUGGAGGUGUGUUUCCUCAGUGUGUGGCUCACCUUCUCAUCCUGUCCGUUCCUAUCAACCAUCCUCCUCCUGUUUGCUUCGAUCUAUGCAACAGAAUCCUCCAGUUCAGCUCCAGUGGUUGAUUUGGUUUCUCACGUUUCUUUCCCUCACACUCUCACGCUGUCUGUCGCCUCGUCUGCGUCUCUACUUCGCUGAUUUACUUCUGAUUUUCAUGUUCUUUUGACAAACAGAACCACGAUACCUGUACAUUAAUGUAUGUAUGUACGUGUGUGUACUUCAGGUGCACACGCAUGUUGUUUUCUUUACUCUUUUGUAAAAUAUGAUCAUGUGGAAUGCCUUGGUCUUAGUGUCAUGUUGUUUGAACUUAAGCUGAACAAAAGAUGAUAAUCAAGCAACGGAGUAAAAGUUGUUACAUAAAUAUAUAUAUAAUAUAAAUAUAUAUAUAAGUAUAUACAAAUCUAUAUACAUAAAAUAAAGCCAUUGGAAUUUGAAGUA